Messenger RNA from Drosophila montana, 1060 nucleotides. RefSeq names its product zinc finger protein 564-like. Bases 116 to 817 code for a protein of 233 amino acids. Lineage: Eukaryota; Metazoa; Arthropoda; Insecta; Diptera; Drosophilidae. The transcript is spliced from 2 exons. Gene Ontology annotation, biological process: regulation of DNA-templated transcription. Gene Ontology annotation, molecular function: DNA-binding transcription factor activity, RNA polymerase II-specific; RNA polymerase II cis-regulatory region sequence-specific DNA binding. The record is from RefSeq and is a predicted model, not a curated record.
UGGCAGGCCUUAAACAGCUGUUGCUGUGCACGGACUGUUUACACGCAAUUAAUUAAAAUUGGAUUCUAGAAUAAUUUAAGUUAAAUUUAUGUUUUAAUACUGUGCAUUGUCUACGAUGAGCGAGAAUUUGGAGCAGAAAUACAUAAAAAUAGAGCAUAUAAAAGAGGAAGAUGUAAGUACUGAAUGGCAUUCCGCCGAGACGAUGCUGGCCAAACCUGUAGGGAAGAAGGAGAUCAAAACAGAAGAUAACUGUGCUGAAAUAGAUAUAGGACCUAUCCAGGUUGAGCUGGACAGGCCCACAAAAUGCCUGAGUCGAAGCAGUGUAAAGCAGCGGCAAAAGCAGAAAGGAGCGCCAGGAAUGAAGAAUAAUAUCGUUGGCAAGCAAAACAAUCAGUGUCCUUACUGUCCGCGCCACUUCGAGAUGCGCUACGAACUUCAAAUACAUCUGCGGAUCCAUACGGACAAUCUGCCGUACAAGUGCCAACAAUGUCCGAUUAGCUUUGCCCACAUCGCGAACUACAGAGCCCAUAUGCGUGCCCACAAAGACAGAUGUCCCUACAAGUGUCCACAUUGCCCUAAUGCCUACGAUCAGUAUUCACACUAUCUUCUCCAUAUGCGCACGCACGCCGUGUCGCUCCAGUGUCCCCAUUGUCCGCGAAUCUUCUUCAAGCAUUGCAGCUUUAUGCGACAUUUCAAUGCACACAACAACAACAAACGGGAAUUUCUGCGCUACAAGUGCAGCCACUGUCCAGAAACCUUUACCCAGCUCUCGAGGUGCAAGGCGCAUAUGAGGAAACAUGACAUCCAAGCCAGCUAAUGUGUACCAAGUGCAAAGAAUUGCUUCUGAUGUCUGGUGGAAAGAACCAACCAGGGAAACCUGCGUCUGACAAACUGCCGAGCCAGGUGACAAACGCGAAAGGGUCUUUAAAUCUUGAAUCUCAAGCAUCUUCUGUUAAUACAUUAUCUUAGAAAUCAUACACAAAAGUUUUACCGAAACAUCUUAUACAAUAGUACUUAGCUCUAAGUGAAUUUUUGUUUAAUUAAAAAGCCUGAAUGUACA